Molecule: messenger RNA, 858 nt
Organism: Pelmatolapia mariae (spotted tilapia)
Lineage: Eukaryota; Metazoa; Chordata; Actinopteri; Cichliformes; Cichlidae
Product: ERI1 exoribonuclease 2-like
Exons: 5
Coding region: 1-858 (285 amino acids)
Molecular function (GO): nucleic acid binding; zinc ion binding
Source: RefSeq, a predicted model, not a curated record
AUGGUAAUUACACUUUUUUACAACAGGAAACCCAAAGGCCUGAAUGGAGCUCUUCAGGAUCUUGGAAUACAGUUUUCGGGCAGAGAACAUUCUGGUUUAGAUGAUGCCCGAAACACAGCUCAGCUGGCAGCAAGAAUGAUGAGGGAUGGGUGCAUAAUGAAGAUUACUAGGAGCCUGGAGAAAGCAAUGCUAGGAUCCACGGAGAAAGAGGAGGAUGCGGAGCUUUUAGCGGAAACUGAGAGGUGUGGCUCAUAUGACGACGUGGUGUUGGAGGAUGAUGUUAAUGAAGCAAAUGAUGAAUGUGAUGCAGAGUACAUAUCUGAGUUUGAUAGUGGAUCUUAUGAUUGGCCUAAUCCUUUUGUCCCAGAAAAAACCUCCAUCCCCAAUACGUCCUUUGCCCGGCCCAAACAUAAAGACACUCUGAGGUCCUCCUUUAUCAUCUACACCGAGCCAGCCAAACAAGCUACAGCUCCCUUGCGUCCUUCCUCACACAGCAGUGUCCUCUCCUCUUUGUCAACCAACGCUCUCUCCUCUCGUGCCGACCGUUCCAUCAUUUCUGUGAGAGGAGCUCAGAAGAUCACUUCUCCACUGUGCACGUGCGGCCGUCGUGCAAAGCGACAGGUCGUGUCAAACGGCGGUCCAAACCACGGUCGAGGGUUUUAUUGCUGCCCAGUCCGCCGAUCAGGCAGCGGAGGACGGAUGGAGAAAGGGUGCGAGUUUUUUAAGUGGGAGUCGGCCGUGAUGAAGAGUGCAUCAGCGGCCGCUCCUGCUGUCGGAUCCUCUGUUUCACUCUGUCAGCUCAACUCCACUGUCUCCCAUCGUCCAGCCCACACGCCACUGCUAAGGAAAAGCUACUGA